AUGACUGCGAGUGCGGGUGGCGUGCAAGAGCCGCAGGUGGUGCCUGCUGUUUCUUCUAAAGUUGCAUCAAACCAUGAAACGGCGUCUAGCAAUACGAAGAUGCAGUACUUAGCGCUACUCCGCCACAACCUCGCGCUCCUUCAGCGCAGUGUCCUUCAUGUGGAGCAGCGCUAUGCGGCACGAGUGCUGCGCUCACUGCCCUAUGUGCGGCGGCAGUUGCAAGAGAAGGCCGAUGUGUUGGCCCUCGUCAUUGAAGAGAAUUUGAAAGAAGCAGGUACGUCAUUCCGAUGGCUCACAGUGUCAGAUUCGGUGCGUCGCACGCUCCUUGCACAGCUUCCCAGCCCGUACCAGCCCGAGGAACCCGGUCAGAACACCGAGGGUGCCGUGGCUAUGGAGGAGGACAAGCCUUCCAACGAGGAGGCCCCGAGCGACGAGACGGUAGCGCCGCCCAAAACGGGCGGUGCGCGGGCCGAGGCGUUGCCCGAGUGCGUGGCCUACCUGCGGCUGCUUGUCGUGGUGUACCUGCUGGACCAGCCCGAGAAGCGUGCACAGUCGAUGGAGCUGUGUGCGGAGGCCCUCGACGAUGUGGUGAAGCAGAAUCGCCGUUCGCUGGACCUGCUGGGCGCCAAGCUGAUCUUCUUCCUCGCGCGCUGCUAUGAACUGGGUCCGCAGAGUCUGUCGGCCCUGCGCGACAAGUUGCUCGCCCUGCAGCGCACGUCAUCCCUGCGACACGAUGCUGAGACAAAUGCGACUGUGCAAAAUGUGCUCCUGCGCAUGUAUAUCGUCGAGGGCAACCUGUAUGACCAGGCCGACAAGCUCGUGGCACGCGCGACGUUCCCGCGGGGCAAGGCCUCGAACCCGCAGGUGGCGCGCUACGACUACUACGUCGGCCGGAUCCGUGCUGUGCAGCUGAACUACUCGGACGCUCAUACAUGUCUGCAGCAAGCGAUCCGCCGCGCACCACAGCAGGGGCUCCUGGCGCAGCGCACGCCCGGCUUGGAGAACGCGCAGGUGACCAAGCCGCUGGCCUCUGGCUUCCUGCAGACGGCGCACAAACUGCUGAUCAUUGUCGAGCUGCUGAUGGGCGACCUGCCAGAGCGCUCUCUCUUCCGUAUCCCAAUGCUGCGCCACGCGCUCGCGUCGUACCUGCCAAUUGUGCAGGCGGUGCGUGUGGGUGACCUGUCUCUCUUCCAAGCGACGCUGCAGCAGCACGAGGCCCUGUUCCUGCGAGACAAGACGUACUCGCUGAUUCUGCGUCUGCGUCACAAUGUGAUCAAGACGGGUAUUCGCCGCAUCUCGCUCGCAUAUUCGCGCAUUUCUUUGGCUGACAUCACGCGCAAGUUGCACCUGGACUCGGAGGAAGACGCCGAGUACGUGAUUGCCAAGGCCAUCCGCGACGGCGUCAUUGAUGCGCGCGUCGAGCAUGACAGUGCCACUAUGGUCUCAAAUGAGGCUGUGGACAUCUACGCCACGAACGAGCCGCAGGCGCAGCUGCAGCAGCGCAUCGACUUUUGCCUGCAGCUGCACAACGACAGCGUCAAGGUACGCAGCAUUGACUCACACCAGGCCAUGCGCUACUCACUCGACAGCCACCGAGCCGAGCUCGCGUCUGCCACAGCAGCCCACGAGCGUGAGCGCGAACUCGCCAACGAGAUCGCCGACGGCGACAUGGACGACUGCGCCACACGCUCACGUGCCUCUACUUCUCGACGAGACGCUCCCUCCACCCCUGGCGCGAUGGCUCCGUCGGCUGCGCCUGUGACGCCUACGAGUGCGUCGCCGUCGCCGCCUGGCGCAGCUGGUGGCAUGGAGAGGCAUGGACCCGUCGGAUCAGAGCCGAUUCGCGUCGAAGAGAUCGUACGGCGGGACCUCGAGACGCGGACGCUCGCAGUCGUCGAUGCUCUGUACGACCUUGCUGCGCGCGCCGCCGAUGGGCAGCCCAGCUCCGUUUUAGGCGUUGGAGAGAGCGUGAAUCACGUCGUUCGCCGCCUAGCCGACAUCGAUGCUAUGCGUGGCCACAUCCACGCGCGUAUUCCCAAGGACGUGCUGGACCUCGUCGACGCGGGACGCAACCCCGACAGCCAUACGCGCUCGCUCAUGAACCGAUUGGCGAGCGAGAACCAAUACUCGCUCGGGCAGCACGAGGCAAUCCAGGCACUCGCCGAGCAAUUCCCCGCGCUGCAACCGAGCUUGACCGGGCCGGAGGCGCGCCACUCGCCGCCCUAG
Malassezia sympodialis ATCC 42132 is the source of this 2226-nucleotide messenger RNA. RefSeq lists its product as uncharacterized. The transcript is spliced from 5 exons. Lineage: Eukaryota; Fungi; Basidiomycota; Malasseziomycetes; Malasseziales; Malasseziaceae. The record is from RefSeq and is a predicted model, not a curated record. Gene Ontology annotation, cellular component: mediator complex. Bases 1 to 2226 code for a protein of 741 amino acids. Gene Ontology annotation, biological process: regulation of transcription by RNA polymerase II. Gene Ontology annotation, molecular function: transcription coregulator activity.